GACAAUAUUUUCCCUGAUCUUUUGCACCAUGCUUUGUUCCAACAUGCUUUCCACUGAUGCCUAUGUAUGAACUUGGCGCUGUACUGAUUGAUGAAAUAUUAGGGUCCUAUUAAUAUUAGUGGAGAGAUAGUUGUUAUUGGCACUCUAAAAUAGUUGUCACGUACUUCACAUUAGUGAAAGAAAAGUGAAGGAAUGAGUAUUUGGAGUGUUUAUAACAAAUAUAUAAAGACGUAAUUAGUAAAUAUUUUAGGGGUUAAUUACACUAAAUCCGUUUUUUGAGUUUUCACAAAACCCUCUCAAGUUUGGAACAUUACACAAACACCCUUUCAGGUUUUAAUUCACUUUCACAAAUACCCCUUGGUCGAAAAUCUAACUAUAAAAAGAUAAAUUUACCCUAUAAUUAAUUACUUAACAAAAUAAAAAACUUUUAUAAAUAAAUAAAAAAAUCAAAUCAAAUUAAAAGUUAUACAAAAACAUUAAAAAAAAUUAAUUGGAAAACCUUCCUUGCUAUGAGGGAUUGAGGAGGACUAGGAACCUGCCUCUAUAGGAAAACCAAGAGUUGAUUCACUUUUCUCAGGUAUCAUCUGCAACACACACAGGGAGAUCAAGAGGGAGAAAGUUUGAUCACUUCCUCUCCGUCUCCGAUCAAACACACCUUCAUUUUUAUAUUUUUACACUUUCACAUUUGAAUUUAAUUAUUCAUUGCGUUCCAUUUUGAAACCUUUACUACAAGAUCAUUGUUUUUGUCAAAUUGCGUGCAAAAAUUCCUAUGACUCUCGAUUUUUCAUUCAACUAUUGAAUAUCAGCAAACGGGUCACUUCAAAGCCUGCCAACUACUACGACAACAAUGUGGACUCGGUUAAUUAUUCAUCUCUUCUCCUGCACCUCCAAGCAUAACCCCAGAUCGAGCCUCUUAAUCUUCGCCUCAGUCACCAUUGCACUAGCUCUCACAAUAUGCUACUUUCUCGUUUUCGCACAAAUUCAAGAAAUUUUGGUACUAAACGGUGUUGGAUUGUCAUCAAAGGUGGGAGUACGGACAGCCAGAUACUUGUAUUUAAGUACAAAGUCUGAAAACGGAUGCAGGACCAGUUAUAUAGCAAAAUGCAGAUUCUUGAGGCUCUCUCUACCCAUAUUAUCAAUUCUCAUAUGGCAUUUGUCAAAGGCCUUCUUCAAAAGCGCCCGCGGGAUGCUUAGCAAAGGUGGUGAAAUUCAUGUUUCACACAUGGUAGGCUACCCGUAUGAUCAAUGGAAGUUGAAGGAGCUUGCUGAGAAAGCAGGCCUGUUUUUGAAAGAGAAAGUGUGGUUCAACAAGUCAGACUACCCUGGUUACCACAGUAAGAGGGCUGGCGGCAUCCAGAGCAACAAAAUGUUUCGUCCGAAUAAAAAAACAUGUUACACCUUCAAAUUUUCUCUGAAUCAAACAAGUUCUGAACUUUCUGUUUGUAAUCCCACAACCAGCAUUGUAAGUGAUGGCCCUUCACCACCUGGCUAUCAGGGUUACCUUUGUCCUCCAGCUCCCCCAAGCCCCACACCCUCUCCCCGCCUAGACGAUUAUGAACCUCCGGCUGCCCCAAGCCCACCCUUACCCCCUUCCUGCCAAGACGAUGAUGACCCUCCAGCUGCCCCGACCCCGCCUUCACGCCAAGUUAAUGAAGACAUCGGCUGCUACUCAGUCCUUAGAGGCUGUUUGUGUGCAAUUUUUCGCUGCUGGCCGGAUAUUGGACGCUCGCUGCUUUAGUCCAUUAGAUACAUUUGCUCUUUUAUGAACGGUGCUACUGUGUGGUGUUUGGUAAUAAUUUUUUAAUGGUUGAGAUGUCAUGUUUCGUGUUUCCUGCAUUAGAUUUUAAAGAAUGCAGCAUUGUAUUUGGUACAGACAAGAUUUUGGGGCAGCUGGAUAUGUGUAAGUAGUCCAGGUAAAAACGGUUAAGAGAAUGUGAAAUCGGGCCCUGGUCUCUGGGUUGAGCUUAUACGGCAAAACAAACUAAUCUCACGACUUUGCCAUCAUUUAAAUUUUAAAUUUUAGCCCAUCUUUAUAAAUA
Messenger RNA from Pyrus x bretschneideri (Chinese white pear), 2039 nucleotides. RefSeq lists its product as uncharacterized. Gene Ontology annotation, cellular component: cytoplasm. NCBI's taxonomy places the organism in Eukaryota, Viridiplantae, Streptophyta, Magnoliopsida, Rosales, Rosaceae. Gene Ontology annotation, molecular function: rRNA (uridine-N3-)-methyltransferase activity. The record is from RefSeq and is a predicted model, not a curated record. The transcript has 4 exons. Bases 848 to 1738 code for a protein of 296 amino acids. Gene Ontology annotation, biological process: rRNA base methylation.